AGGAGUAAGGGUGCACUCUGGCAUACAUGCUGCCAGGAUCUGGAUAUCAGCUCGCAUGUCAGAAGAAAUUGUAGUAUGAGGAGGAAGUGUGAUGCGAGAAGGUGGAUUAGCACGGCCUUCCAGUACACAGUCUGAGGGAUCUGACCGUGGAAGACGAGUCGGCAGCGCAAAUCAGAAAGUAGGAGACAAGUUAAUCAAUAGCAAGAAACAGGAAGAAAAUCAAGAACAAGGACCUUUCUACUACAUUGGAGGCACAAAUGGAGUUGCACUUAUUGUCAGCUUCUGUGAGAGCAAGGGAUGGAAACGAAUCUUGGACAACGCUCGAGAGGACUACUUACUGAAAUGGACUGACACUAACACACCUUCCAUCCACCAAGUCUUUCAUGAAGGUAAACAGAUGUUAAACCAGAUCCCAAACAAUAAGGUUCUAACUACGAAGUUUGGCCUCUGCUCUUCUCUUAAGGACAAUGAACGUAUAAUGAAUAAGUAUGGCAGGAUCAUGUUUUCAAAGUUCAUGAAACUGGAAGAAUUUUAUCCUGAAACGUACCGUAUGGAUCUUAGAAGUGAACGUUAUGCUUUCUAUCAGGUCUUCCAAGAAGGCCAGACAUGGAUAUCUAAACCUGCUGAAUCAAGUCAGGGCAGAGGAAUCUUCCUCUUGAGGACUCUUGAUGAUAUGACAGCCUUUUUUGAAAAACUGGAAAGCGUGGAGGAGAAUCCCUAUUUCAGAAUGUGUUUCUACAAUUCUCCUCUUAACAGGAUAGUACAAAGGUAUGUUGUUGAGCCCUUACUCCUUGAAGGUAGAAAGUUUGAUGUCCGCUCCUACUUUCUGAUCGCUUGCACCUCCCCUUAUGUGGCUUUCUUCCGCCACGGUUACGUGAAACUGACCUGUAAUGAAUACAAUCCAAAUUCCGAUGAUCUGACGGACCACCUAACCAAUCAGUUUGUACAGAAAAAGAACCCCCUGUACAGUGAGAUGAAGGAGGACACAAUCUGGUCCAUGGAGCGUUUGAAUGACUAUAUUAAUGAGAAGUAUAUGGAAGCAAAGCAUCUCCCCAGGGACUGGGUCUUCACUGUUUUUACGAGAGUGCAACAGAUCAUGACACAGUGCUUCAUUGCCACCAAGGCCAGGCUUGGUAAUAAACUGGGCUACUUUGACCUUCUGGGUUUUGACAUUAUGAUUGAUCAAAAUUUCAAGGUGACUGUAUUUUUAAUUCUCUUCAACUAUCCAUUUAGUUAA
Molecule: messenger RNA, 1237 nt
Organism: Carcharodon carcharias (great white shark)
Lineage: Eukaryota; Metazoa; Chordata; Chondrichthyes; Lamniformes; Lamnidae
Gene: ttll10
Product: tubulin tyrosine ligase-like family, member 10
Exons: 9
Coding region: 92-1237 (381 amino acids)
Biological process (GO): protein modification process
Source: RefSeq, a predicted model, not a curated record